Spinacia oleracea (spinach) is the source of this 1287-nucleotide messenger RNA. RefSeq names its product OVARIAN TUMOR DOMAIN-containing deubiquitinating enzyme 1. Gene Ontology annotation, cellular component: nucleus. Lineage: Eukaryota; Viridiplantae; Streptophyta; Magnoliopsida; Caryophyllales; Amaranthaceae. Gene Ontology annotation, biological process: protein K48-linked deubiquitination. Gene Ontology annotation, molecular function: ubiquitin binding; cysteine-type deubiquitinase activity. The transcript is spliced from 8 exons. The coding region runs from base 142 to 1008 and encodes 288 amino acids. The record is from RefSeq and is a predicted model, not a curated record.
GGGUUGCAGUUUCAACUUGAAAAUUGAAAUAGAUAGUAGCACUGUAGCAGUGGAAGAGUGGAAGUGGGACGGACGAGUACACAUUUACACACAAAUACACAAUACUACAUUACUGUAAUUGUUAGGAAUCAAUCGGAGGAUAUGGAGAAACAGGAGGAAAUCAACUCGAAUCCGGGUGCUGAUUGGGAGAAUUUCAGGGACGACGACAUCAUGCUUCAACAUUCUGCUAUUCGCGACGAGCAAGCCCACAAAAUCCUUUUUCUUGGCGACAAGGAACCUCUCUCUGCUUUAGCUGCAGAAUAUCAAUCUGGGAGUUCUAUCUUGCUUGAAAAGAUUAAGCUUCUAGAUGAAAAAUACUGUGCAAUUCGGCGAACUCGAGGAGAUGGAAAUUGCUUUUUUAGAAGUUUCAUGUUCUCAUACUUGGAGCAUAUCCUAGAAACUCAAGACAAGGCUGAGAUAGAUCGUGUUAAGGUUAAUGUUGAAGAAUGCCGGAAGACACUCCAGAGUCUUGGCUAUGCAGACUUUACCUUUGAAGAUUUUUUUGCGUUAUUUCUUGAGCAGCUGGAAAGUGUUGUUCAAGGGGCGGAUGCUUCAAUAAGUCAUGACGAGCUUGUUGAGAGGAGUCGGGAUCAAUCAAUAUCUGAUUAUGUUGUAAUGUUCUUUAGAUUUGUCACGUCUGGGGAGAUACGAAAGCGUUCGGAGUUCUUUGAGCCCUUCAUACUGGGACUGACAAAUGCCACAGUUGAUCAGUUUUGCAAAUCAUCUGUGGAGCCUAUGGGUGAAGAAAGUGAUCAUGUCCACAUUACUGCUCUAUCAGAUGCAUUAGGUGUGCCAGUUCGGGUGGUAUACCUGGAUAAUAGCUCUUGUGACACUGGUGGUGUUAGUGUGAAUCAUCAUGAUUUCGUACCUUGUUCCCUGUCGAAUGAUGGAAGCAGUGGCUUGGAGAUCAAUCCUUACAUAACCCUGCUUUAUCGUCCAGGCCACUAUGACAUUCUUUACCCAAAGUAAUAUGUAGCAACUAGCAACACAUUUCUAUAAAUGCUGGUGGUGAAAAAGGUGUAUUUUCUGUGACAAGGGACUAGGUGCAGUACAUUACGAUUUAUGGUCAUUUUCUCGUCAUUGUGUAUUUGUCUAAAAAAAGCAUCAGUGUUACAUGUGGGAAAUGUUGGACUUUUUAAAAAACUAUUUGUUCACUAGAAAAAUUGUACUACCAAAUACCAAUGCCAUCAUUGGAUAGAUCGUUGUCCUUAUAUGAUAAUGUGUCCAGGGAAUGUGACUUUUGUAUAA